Aedes albopictus (Asian tiger mosquito) is the source of this 5146-nucleotide messenger RNA. RefSeq lists its product as uncharacterized. NCBI's taxonomy places the organism in Eukaryota, Metazoa, Arthropoda, Insecta, Diptera, Culicidae. The transcript is spliced from 4 exons. Bases 291 to 4448 code for a protein of 1385 amino acids. Gene Ontology annotation, biological process: DNA integration. The record is from RefSeq and is a predicted model, not a curated record. Gene Ontology annotation, molecular function: nucleic acid binding.
GUGGUAGACGGGUCUAUUAUUGACAAUCUCUAUUCGGUAUCUGCUGCAGUGAAUGCGCACUAACACUACCGCAGGCUCCGCACUCGGUCUGUCUGUAACUUUGCACUGCUCGGUGUGAUCGGUCGUCUCGCGUCUUAAUGGCUUCGUUCGAGUGACUUAGUUAGUUAUCCGGAGUGAUUGAAAAGAUUGAUUACUACAACCGUGGCGACGAGGUUAAAACGGCGGUGACAUAGUUGGGAAUUAGUUCUGGGAGCAAGCGAUAACGCGACAUCGUGGAUAACAACAACGAAAUGGAGGAUAUAAUCGACGGCCAACAAAUUGUACAGCAACAUGUGCAGUUUUUCAGCCCGGCUUCAUACAACCUUCCUCACUUCAAGUAUAAGCACCUUCCGCCAUCGGAGGUCCGGAACGCUUGGAGUAUGUGGAUUAGGUGGUUCGAGAAUGUCAUGGCAGCGGCUAACGUGUUGGAUGAGACAAGCAAGAAGGUGCAGUUACUGGCUAUGGGAGGCAUGGAGCUACAGUGUGCUUACUAUGGGCUACCAGGUGCUGAUGACGACGCAAACGAGGAAAAUGAUCGUUUUCCUUACCAGAAUGCGAAAUCAAAGUUGACACAGCAUUUUUCUCCGAAGCACCACGACAGUUUCGAACGUUUCCUUUUCUGGUCAAUGGCUCCACAGGAAGACGAACCUAUUGAGAAGUUUGCCUCGAGGGUACAAAUGAGAGCAGAGAAAAUUUGUUUUGGGAAAACUGCCGUUGAAAGUCGUCAUAUUGCUAUCAUCGAUAAGAUAAUACAAUACGCAACGGGUGACCUACGACAAAAGUUGCUAGAAGGAGAGGUCUUGACGCUAGAUGAUACCACAAAAAUCGUAAACGCAUUUCAAUCGGUGCGGUAUCAGUCGGCCAAAAUGAACGGCAACGGAAAGGAAAACCUUACAGUGAACAAUGUCAAACGGUCAGUUGGUAGCUCCAACACUUCUGUAGAAGACAGAAAGAAAUGCCUGCGUUGCGGGUAUAGGGCUCAUCGGCCAGGCGAUAGAUGCCCCGCAGCAAACAAAACCUGCUUACAAUGUGGAAUAGUGGGCCAUUUUCGCACGGUAUGUCGAUCAAAGCAAAAAUCACAGUCGAACGAUGAUUGGGGUACCCGAAAACGUAAACAAAGUUUUACGACUACCAACGACAAGUUUCGUCCAGAGAAACGUGCUAGGAAUGUUUUCAAUAUCAGGGAUAAUAGUGGCGAUGAAUCUCCGGAAGACUUACCGGUUUACAAUGUGGGAAAUGAGGAAGACGAGGUCAUUCAAUGCCGCGUUGGUGGGGUUCAGAUCGCUAUGUUGAUCGAUUCUGGAUCUAAGCACAAUCUUAUUGACGAUACGACAUGGGAAUUGAUGAAAUUACGAGACGUAAAGAUAACCAACCAGAGAGUAGACACCGGUAAACGAUUCUUAGCAUAUGGCCGCAUACCCUUGCAACUUGUUACAACUUUCGACGCCGAGCUAGAAGUAGAUGAUAACGGCGAUUUAUUGAAAACGACAACAUCCUUCCAUGUCAUUCAAAAGGGACAACAGCCACUUUUGGGGAAAUUGACCGCUCAAAAGUUGGGUGUUCUGAAGGUUGGUCUCCCGAGCACUCACUCUUCAUCAGUCAGUAAGAUUGAAAGUUCUACUAAGGCGUUUCCCAAAAUGAAGGGAAUAAAGUUGAACAUCCCUAUCGACAGAACUGUCCCUCCAGUUAUUCAACCAUUGCGACGCUGCCCGAUUCCAAUGUUGGAAAAGGUAGAGCAAAAACUGAACGAGCUCCAAGAAAUGGAUAUCAUUGAAAGAGUGAUGAAACCUACAUCAUGGGUUUCGCCAUUGGUUCCCAUUCUCAAAGAAAACGGGGACUUACGUUUAUGUAUCGAUAUGAGGAGAGCAAAUCAAGCGAUCCAAAGGCUGAAUCACCCACUACCAGUUUUCGAAGACCUAAUAGCAAGGUUUCGCAAUGCCCGAUUCUUCACAUCACUCGAUAUCAAACAAGCCUUUCACCAGGUAGAACUGUCUGAAGACUGUCGCGAUGUAACUACCUUCAUUACGAAUUGGGGGCUAUACCGGUAUAAACGUCUACUAUUUGGAAUAAACUGCGCGCCUGAGCUUUUCCAAAAUCUCAUGGAGAGUAUUCUUGGUGGAUGUGAGAACACUGUUGUGUUCAUAGACGACAUUAUGUUAUUUGGAGAGACAGAGGAAGAGCACGAUGCGGCAGUGAAACGAACGUUACAUGUCUUGAGUCAAUAUGGAAUACUCUUGAAUGACCACAAGUGCAGAUUCAAGCAACGGGAAGUCACGUUUGUAGGGCAUCGGCUAUCAGCGGAAGGAGUAUCACCAAGUGAAGAGAAAGUCAAAUCCAUUUUGUCCUGCAGAGCACCACGCACAAAGGAGGAACUAAGAAGUUUUCUAGGUCUCGUGACGUACGUUUCAAGGUUUAUCCCGAAUCUAGCGACCGUAAACUAUCCUCUGAGACAGCUUUUGAAACAGGAAAACUCGUUUGAGUGGAAAAUGCAGCAUCAAGAGUCUUUUGAUAAAGUCAAAACGCUAAUUGGAUCCGUGGGUAGCUUAGGUUUCUUUGACCCGAAAGAUCGUACAUUGGUCGUUACUGACGCUUCUGGAGUUGGAUUGGGAGCCGUUUUGAUCCAAUUCAAGCACUCUCAACCAAGGAUAAUCAGUUACGCCUCCAAAAGUUUAUCCGAAAUCGAAAAGACUUAUCCACCUAUCGAGAAGGAAGCACUCGGGAUUGUAUGGGCAGUCGAAAGGUUCAGGAACUAUUUGCUCGGCAUUACUUUCGAACUAGAGACAGAUCACAGGCCGCUGGAAACGUUGUUUACUGCAACAUCCAGACCAACUGCGAGAAUUGAGCGUUGGUUGCUGCGAAUUCAAGCCUUCCGAUUCAAAGUUAUUUACCGUAAAGGUUCGGCUAAUUUGGCAGAUUGCUUGUCAAGAUUGGCGGCACAUGUUGAAGAUCCAGAGUGGACUGAGGAAACGGACAUCUUCAUCAGAAGAGUUAUGGUACAGUCAUUAUCCACGCUCUCAACUUUGUCAGAAGGGCAGGGUUUUGAUGCAGAAACAGAAGAAAUGAUCAGGUUAGUUCAAGAACUAGCGGCCAUCGACAUUGAAGAAGUGGUAAGAGCAACAACCUCUGACGAAGAGUUGCAAAAACUCGUCAAAUGCAUAGAAACAGAUAAAUGGGAACAAGAAGAUCUGAAGCAGUAUAAGGCCUUUCGAUUGGAAUUUUCGUACGUAAAUAAGCUGAUCAUGCGAGGAACAAAGCUGGUCAUUCCCGCUACGCUACGUUCAAGGAUGUGUGAGUUAGCUCACGAAGGUCAUCCAGGACAGUCGAUGAUGAAGAGGAGACUUCGUGAACGAUGUUGGUGGCCAGGAAUCGAUUUGGAUGCAGUAAAGUUUUGCGAGAAGUGCGAAGGGUGUCAACUAGUGCAAUCGACAGACCCUCCAGAGCCCAUGAUGCGGCGUGCGCUCCCGGAGAAACCCUGGAUUGACGUAGCACUGGAUUUUCUAGGACCCAUGCCAACUGGGGAAUAUCUGCUGGUUGUAAUUGAUUACUACAGUCGGUACAUAGAAAUCGAAAUUAUGAAUCGUAUCACGGCACAGGAGACCAUUAAGCGCUUACGAAGAAUUUUUAGAACAUGGGGUCCUCCAAGAACAAUAACGCUCGAUAACGCAAAGCAGUUUGUUUCGACUGAGUUUAAGGAGUAUUGUUCAAUUAACGGCAUACAUCUUAACCACACUUCGCCAUAUUGGCCACAGGCAAAUGGCGAAGUCGAAAGACAAAACCGAUCUCUACUGAAACGGAUGAAAAUUGCUCACGCUAUUCAUGACGAUUGGAAGGCAGAACUAGACAGCUACUUAGACCUAUACAACAACACUCCGCACACUGUAACCGGGAAGGCACCAAGUGAGCUGCUGCAGGGAAGAAAGUUGCGAUCUAAACUACCCCGCAUUGACGAUCUUGAGACAGUACCACCAAGCACCGAUUUCAGGGACCGCGAUAUAGCCACAAAAGUUCAGCAGAAAGAGAGAGAGGAUACGAGAAGGCGUGCAAAACCCAGUUCAAUCGCGUCGGGUGAUAUUGUCCUCAUGAAAAAUCUUCUUCCAUCAAGCAAGCUAUCAACGAACUUCUUAAACGAGAAGUUUACCGUAUUAGAUAGAAAUGGAUCAAACGUGACAGUGCAGUCCAACAGUUCGGGAAAACAAUAUAACAGGAACGUUUCACAUUUGAGGAGAUUCAAUGCUGACUCUAAUUGGGCAAACGAAGAACCAACGUUGGAACCCGAAAACGAUCCAGGCAUCCGGAAGGUGGCAGAAAACACAGCGCACCAAGAAACAUCUGCAGUUGCUGUUCCCAACCCACUACCUGUUAGGAGAUCGCUGCGUGACAUCAGACCUGCCAACAGAUUCAGUCCUUAAAGAUAAGUAUACCUUCAAUGUUGAUACUUUAUUCUAAAUCCCAAAAAUAAAUGCUUUAAAAAUAGGUAAAAAUAGGGGAUGUGGUAGACGGGUCUAUUAUUGACAAUCUCUAUUCGGUAUCUGCUGCAGUGAAUGCGCACUAACACUACCGCAGGCUCCGCACUCGGUCUGUCUGUAACUUUGCACUGCUCGGUGUGAUCGGUCGUCUCGCGUCUUAAUGGCUUCGUUCGAGUGACUUAGUUAGUUAUCCGGAGUGAUUGAAAAGAUUGAUUACUACACGGCCUAAAGACCUUUUCGGCCUAAAGACCUUUUCGGCCUAAAGACCUUUUCGGCCUAAAGACCUUUUCGGCCUAAAGACCUUUUCGGCCUAAAGACCUUUUCGGCCUAAAGACCUUUUCGGCAUAAAGACCUUUUCGGCCUAAAGACCUUUUCGGCCUCAAUUCAUUUUCGGCCUAAAACCUUUUCGGCCUAAAGACAUGUUUGGCCUAAAGACCUUUUCGACUUCAUGACCUUUUCGGCCAUAUGACCAAUCCGGUUCAAUGACGUUUUUGGCCUAAUGACUUAUUCGGCCAUAUAAAUACUUUGAUGUAACAAUAUUUUGCGGUCACACGACGUUUUUCCCGACCAAACAAUAUAUCGGCCUGGUGACUUUUUCGACCUAACAAAAUGUUCGGCCCAAUGACCUUUCCAACCUUAUA